GUCUGUGAAUUCCUGUCCUCUGGCGGACAAGAUGUGAGUGAGACGGAAAUCGAUAGGGGAGGAACCUCGUGGGAGCAGGCUUUAUACAAUCGGUUAACCCUCGCGCUGCUCCUGUCCCAUGCGGGGACAUGGUUGAAGGACGGGAACACGUUUUUUCCCUACUAUAUUAGGGUACUAACUUAUCAUUCUCAGCACUAUCGACCAAGAUCAGGAAAAGAGAAGAGAGAGGAACAUAAACGUUUUCCAAAACGAGAGGACUGAGUGAACGGCCAUAGGGCGACCGGGGCCAGGGCUCCUUACUGAUCCGGUGUAAAUAUGACGUCUCUGUUCGGUUCAGCUCGCGCUCUGAACGCUGUUCUGAUCAAAGACAACCCGGGAUAAUAGAAAAAUACUCCAGGGACCUCAACACACACAAACACACACACACACACACACACACACCACAGAGCGCGCGGCACAGCACAAGCCAUCCAGCAUGACAGCGCGAGCAGCAGCGGAGGAGCUCACCACGGACGGGCAACAGAACCUCUUCAUCAGCAUGAGAUGAGGUCUAGAGACUUGUUAAUAAAGUUGUAUCGGUCAUUAAUUUAUCCAGCCACACUUCUACGGCCGCUCGGUCGGCACCUUCAGCAGAGGAGCAGCAGGUAUAAGACAGCGGACGGUGCUGGGAACUACUGCACUUGUGAAAAGAAGACGCACGGCGCACUACUAUCAGGGGAAAGUUGUGCGCAGCACCGGAGCUGGGGGAUACCUAUUUGGAAACGGACAGACGACGCACUGCGAGGACAACAAGCUGUGUUGUGUGUAUUGGAGUGUGUCUGUGUGUCUAGUUGGAGUGCGUAUUGCAGUGAGGGAGUGUGUGUGUGUGUGUGUGUGUCUGUAGUUGAAGCGAUUAAAAGGUGUUUUAAUCCUGGAACACGCAGCAGCGGUAUCGGCUUCUGUUUCACCUGGAACCCGCGAGACAACAACACAACUCAGGGUAGUGCGAGGUGACUCUGCGAGGGGAAGGCGUGCUCCCGGGUGGGGGGGUAGAAGCGAUGACCGCGCUGCGUAUCCCCGUCCUACUGGCGCUGCUGGUCCUACUGCUGACUGCUGGCUUCUGCAAACAGAGCUUCCUGGACGUGAGCAAAGGGGCGCGCACGGACGGACACAAUCUCAUGGAGCUCAUCAUGGACAAGGUGCGUCUGGCUCAGAACCAGGACCAGGUACACGUGCGCUACCCCGCCAAAAAACAAGAGUUUACCCUGGAGACCAAGGAGAGGAAUGAAGUGAACAAGUCUCACCAUGGAGAACACAUCAUAGAGGUGUUCCCCAGAGACCUGAGACAGAAAGAAAAGUUCCUCAAACACCUAACAGGUCCUCUAUUCUUUAACCCAAGGUGUAGGAAACACUUCUAUAGACUGUACCACAACACCAGAGACUGUACCAUCCCUGCCUACUAUAAGAGGUGUGCCCGUCUUCUCACCAGACUGGCAGGCAGUCAGCGGUGUACAGAGAGGUAGAAUACCCUGAGCCGAUGAAAGAGAGAAGUGCCUUGAAAAGCAACAGGGAAUGGAGAUGGUUGGUUGUGUUCGCACCACAGACUGCCACUGUUUGCAGAGAGCUCACACUCUACUCUACAUUCUAAAUGGUGCAAAUGAACAGACUUGUUGGACAGAAGAAAAGACAUCCUCGUAGUUCUACUGCCAAAAAAACCAUGACGACACAACACGUGGAUACUAGUUUAAAACACUUGGAUUAUAUAUUUCAUACAACAUGCCACUCUCUGGAACUGCUUCAGUGGUCAUCGACAUGCCUUCACCUUUUCAUUCGAGUUUUAAAUCAUUUUGCUUUUGGAUUAUGGUUGGAGAAUGGACGGUGGUCUCUGAGCUGUGGUGGUUGUGUGUUGUUGGCCGUGGCUUCAGACUGAAAUAUAUGACAGUAGUCUUGAUCUUCUCUUCAGCUACAUUCCACAAAAGUGAACUAAUCUAAUCCCUAAUGAAAUGACUGAUUGAUCGCCUGGUGAUAAUCUAAACCCUAAUGAAAUGACUGACUGGUAGCCUGGUGAGAAUCUAAACCCUGAUGGAAUGACUGACUGGUAGCCUGGUGAGAAUCUAAACCCUGAUGGAAUGACUGACUGGUAGCCUGGUGAUAAUCUAAACCCUAAUGAAAUGACUGACUGGUAGCCUGGUGAGAAUCUAAACCCUGAUGGAAUGACUGACUGGUAGCCUGGUGAGAAUCUAAACCCUGAUGGAAUGACUGACUGGUAGCCUGGUGAUUAUCUAAACCCUGAUGGAAUGACUGACUGGUAGCCUGGUGAGAAUCUAAACCCUGAUGGAAUGACUGACUGGUAGCCUGGUGAUUAUCUAAACCCUGAUGGAAUGACUGACUGGUAGCCUGGUGAGAAUCUAAACCCUGAUGGAAUGACUGACUGGUAGACUGGUGAGAAUCUAAACCCUGAUGGAAUGACUGACUGGUAGCCUGGUGAGAAUCUAAACCCUGAUGGAAUGACUGACUGGUAGCCUGGUGAUUAUCUAAACCCUGAUGGAAUGACUGACUGGUAGCCUGGUGAGAAUCUAAACCCUGAUGGAAUGACUGACUGGUAGCCUGGUGAUUAUCUAAACCCUGAUGGAAUGACUGACUGGUAGCCUGGUGAGAAUCUAAACCCUGAUGGAAUGACUGACUGGUAGCCUGGUGGUCUGCAACAGGACUCUCAUGCUACCUCAACAGGUAUACUCUGGUCCUACUGCAGAAAGUCAACUCUGACAUUUUAGACAUUACGGACACUGCAUGAAGACUAGUGGUGAAAAAUUCCGGUAAAUUUUUCUCAAAUUGCCUUCGGUUUCCAGAAAUCCUGGUUGGAAGAUUGCUGGAAUCAAACAGGAAAUCUGCGAUUCAUACAAUCAGUUACAGGAAUUUUUCAACCCCAAUGAGGACCAAUCUGAAUUCACUGUCUUUUCUCUACUACCGGCUGAACCUAUACAGUCUACUAUGGGCUAAACCUACACAGUGUACUACGGGCUAAACCUAAACAGUGUACUACGGGCUAAACCUACACAGUGUACUACCGGCUAAACCUACUGCAUGUGGCUCUGGUGCAAAGUAGAUCACUUGCUAGAGAAUAGGGUGUAAAUUGGGACUCAUCUCAGUUUGCACCUUAGUCUCUGUAAUAAACCUAAAGAAGCGAACGAUUAUGGCCACCACAGCUCACACCUUGAUGGAGAAUCCUACUGUCCAAACAUGUGUCACGUCAUAUAUACACAUAUAUUUAUAUAUUCCACAAAUUGUAUUUUUUUGCACAUUGUGUUUAUAGUUACCUUCUAGUGUGUACUAUGUAAAUAUUGUAAAUACUAAAUAUAUAUGAAGUAUAUAUACAGUGCCAGUCAAAACUUUUGACACACCUACUCAUUCAAGGGUUUUUCUUUAUUUUAACUAUUUUCGACAUUGUAGAAUAAUAGUGAAGAA
Messenger RNA from Salvelinus fontinalis (brook trout), 3444 nucleotides. RefSeq names its product ALK and LTK ligand 2b-like. Gene Ontology annotation, molecular function: receptor signaling protein tyrosine kinase activator activity; receptor tyrosine kinase binding. The transcript has 6 exons. The record is from RefSeq and is a predicted model, not a curated record. Gene Ontology annotation, biological process: positive regulation of ERK5 cascade; positive regulation of ERK1 and ERK2 cascade. Bases 1038 to 1502 code for a protein of 154 amino acids. NCBI's taxonomy places the organism in Eukaryota, Metazoa, Chordata, Actinopteri, Salmoniformes, Salmonidae.